This is a messenger RNA of Neolamprologus brichardi, 1459 nucleotides long. Lineage: Eukaryota; Metazoa; Chordata; Actinopteri; Cichliformes; Cichlidae. The record is from RefSeq and is a predicted model, not a curated record.
GGUGAUGAUGAUUAUAUCACUGGGGCUUCUCUUUGUUGGACUUGGUAUGACAUCAGCUGCUGCUGGCCCAGGCAGCUGUGUGGGUCGAUGCGGUGAGGUUUUCAACAGAGGCCGGCAGUGUAAGUGUGACUUCAGCUGCCUGCAACAUAAUGAGUGCUGCCAGGACUUUGAGGCUACAUGCACCGUCGCACAGUCAUGUCAGGGUCGCUGUGGUGAGGUCUUCCGACGUGGUAAGCUGUGCGAAUGUGAUCCACUGUGUGUCCUCUACAACACCUGUUGCCAUGACUACAAAUUGAACUGCAACGCCACAGUGCCACUCUCACCAGAGUCAUAUCGUGGCAGGUUCCAGUCUCUAAGGGCCACAGCUUCAGGAAAGCGGAAAUCCCAGAGGAACAGGAAAUCCUCCAAUAGUGAGAGUGAGGAAUAUUUCACAGGAAGACGCCGCUGCCCAGAGCACCUUGGGGCUCAGUGUCAGGGUUCUUCAGGCCUCCUCAACUCACUGACUGUUGGCUUAUCUGACUCCACCCCUUCUGUUGUAUCAGCCAAUCAGCUACAACAUGGUGUGAGUAGCAUGCCUGUUGGCCUGCUGCCUGUGAUAGUCCCUUCCUCUCACAGCAGAGCUCCAUACUCACCAGCACCUGGCUCAUCUCUGCCCAUCAAUAAUGCUCCGUCUCUGGGCAUUGGUGCUCCAGUGAGCCCCCUGGCUGCUUCAUCUAUGCUUAGUCAAGGCCUUGGUGUUCCAGCAGGUUCCAGACCCAGCACUCUUCAAGAUGUAUUACAGGGCUUGGGGCAUGGAGGAUCUGAAGGACCAGGAACAGGGGUCUUUGCUGAUGUAGACCUAUGCAGCCAUUCUCCCAUCAAUGGACUGACAGCGCUCAUUAACGGGACCAUUCUGGCAUUUAAAGGCGAGUUAUUCUGGUCCGUUGAUCCCAUCAGCCGCUCUGUGGGUCAGCCACAAAGUAUCACAGACACUUUGGGCAUCUCAUCUCCCAUCGACACCAUCUUCACACGUGCCAACUGCCAAGGAAACACCUACAUUAUCAAGGGGGACCAGUACUGGCGUUUAGAUGGGAACAUGGUGAUGGAGCCGGGUUACCCCAAACCUCUGGUCUCAGAAUUCCCUGGUUUGACGGGACACAUCAGUGCUGCACUGGCAGUGCCGGCCACCAGGAGCAAACCAGAAACUGUGUACUUCUUUAAGAAUGGAGAAAUUUUGCAGAGCUUCACAUUCCCACCAGACAGCAUUCCUUCCUGCAGCAAGAAACCAAGAAAUUCCAUGAAUACUGGAGUUCUUCUGGGUGGAGAGAUCAACAUCAAAGUGUCUCUGAAGGGAUUCCCCACCCCCAUCACCUCUGCUCUGUCCAUGACCAGCCCUCAGGGGAGCGGCGGAUACCAUCACUACGUCUUCUCUGGACGUAAGAACAAUCAGAGCAUUUUAUUUAUACACAUUAAGUUUUAA